CCACCAUUCACCAUCCAGCUCUCCGCGAUCCGGAUCCGAUUUGCACGGCAUCCUCUACUUCGUGCACAGGCAAUCCGCUCCAGUGCUGAUAUCAGCCAGUUCGCCAAUCGGUCAGCUCAGUCACCCUCCAACCCUCCCAUCCAUCCAAUCUCCACCCAUUUCCGCCCGUCUGGAGCCCGCCCCCAAGCCCGCUCCCCAUCCCGCCCCAACCCCUCCGCCCCCGUAACCCGAAUUGCUGCAAUAACAGAAAGCCUUCCGAGGAAGGCCCCCUUUUCCACAAAAAACCAGGCGUCAUGUCGGACGUCCGGUCCAAGAACCUGUAUGAGCUUCUUGGUAAUGACCCUGAAGAGGACUCCGAUCGGGAACCAUCACCACCCACCAGCGCUGUAACCAAGCCCGGCCCUCGAUAUGGGAAGCGUGAAGGCCCUUCCGAACCACCCCGUUCUGCCAACCCGGCUUUAGCGCGUCCUCGUGGAGGACGAGGUGGUCGAUAUGGGAAUGAACAAGCAUUCCGUGACCCUGAAGCCAGCGCGAGAGCAAACCGCAAAAAACCCGUCGAUGCUCCCCUACCAGAUGUCCCAACUGGUGUAGUGAAGAACCGCGAUGCUCGCGGCAACCUCCUCCGUGAAGAUCGCACCAACCGCUCGGACAGAACCGAGACCACUAAGCAAGUCGAGCAAGGCUGGGGGGCCACCAGCGGUGAAUCCGCCUGGGAUGAUGAACGGGCCGGCGCAGCUACUGCAAAGCGGGAGACCAAAGAAGGGCCCGGCGGCGACGCGGCCGCGAACGACGCUGAGGCCGCCGAAGCCGAAGACAAGGCCAAGUCCUAUGCCGAGUACCUAGCCGAGCAGGCCGAGCAGCGCCGCGACGACCUUGGCGUCAAGGAAGCCCGCAAGCCCAACGAGGGCGUCAAGGCGGAUAAGAAAUGGGCGACGGCCAAGGCGUUAAAGCGCGACGAGGACGAGGAGGCCUACAUUAAGGGCAAGGAGGAGAAGGCGCGGCGCGAGAAGGCCAGGAAGGAAAAAGCCUUUGUUGAGGUUGAUAUGCGCUUUGUCGAGCAGCCCCGUGGCAACCGUGGGGGCCGUGGAGGUGGCCGUGGAGGUGCUGGCGGCCGGGGCCGCGGCGGUGCACCCGGCGGUGCUGGCCAUCGCGGCGGCCGUGGUGGUCCCGCUGCUGGGCCCAGCGUCGAUGAGAAGAACUUCCCGGCCCUUGGUGGCAAAUAG
Messenger RNA from Histoplasma capsulatum G186AR, 1223 nucleotides. RefSeq names its product elicitor protein. NCBI's taxonomy places the organism in Eukaryota, Fungi, Ascomycota, Eurotiomycetes, Onygenales, Ajellomycetaceae. The coding region runs from base 294 to 1223 and encodes 309 amino acids. Gene Ontology annotation, cellular component: cytoplasm; nucleus. The transcript has 6 exons. Gene Ontology annotation, molecular function: RNA binding. The record is from RefSeq and is a predicted model, not a curated record.